CUAACCCUGAUGAUGGCCCUCACAAAACAACGAACGCAAACAUGGACCAGUUUCUUCAAAGGCCGCCCUGCAUUAAUUUAUCCUAUGGAUACUUUGACAAGACUGUCCAGGUUGUCUUACUGUGCAGCUUUCGGGGCCACGGCGUUUUUGGUUUAUCAAAUCACACUUCAAAGACAAUUAGCGAUCAACUACGAAGGACCAAUUUCAUUAACAUCAUUGAUCGCUUUAUUGUCCAUGCUGAUUUACGGGAUGGUGUUUUUCCCCAUCUUCGCCUGCCUGGCCCUGAGAACAGCUUUCGGAUACGCCCUUGGAUCGCUUUACAUCUGGGUUUUCUUCAUCAUUGAUGUUAUGAGUCUCAUCUAUUGCGCCAGCGAAACACAGGAGAUAAUGAGAUUUCUUCCCAGUGUGCUCUGCAGGGCCUUCCUCUGUAUCUCUUUGCCAGUCAAGUUUGUCUGGGCAUUCAAGAAAGGGAAUUACUUUGUUAAUGUCAACACCGGAAACAGUUUGGAGAGAACGCUGGAGCAAGUCCGUGACUCUUACCAAGGUCGACAUGUCCGAAACCUGCUGAGGAAAACGGAACGAAAAGCAGAGCCUGUCAGCAUUGUCAGCAAAAUAAAUGCUUGUUUCUUCGAGCAAUUCUGGCGACUAUUCUACCACAGACAAAAAGGAUUUCGAUUUCCCACAAGGUUUGUCUCUGUUCUGUUUGUUGGAGGUUGUGUAGUUUACAUUCUGACAGUCGAGUUUCUAUUUGUGGCAUUGGCUUUUAUGAAAGGGUCCCAGGUGCAACUGGCACACAUCCAUUAUGAAUUAAUUAACAAUUGGACAAACGAGCCCGCAUUGUAUGCUGUGAUUGAGAUUCUUAUCUACGUCACGCUUGUGCUCCAUGACGUCAUUAACCUAGUCUACUACUCCCUAAUUGUUGCCCUUGCCCUUUCCUGCACUAUGACACUUGUGAAUAUUCUACACAUGAGCACAUCGUUUAGAAAGAAUCUGUAUAUGCUGUACAGGGGAGACUACUCCUACAUACCCAUGGCGUCCACGUUUUCAGCCAAAGAUCUGUGUGUCGGCAGUAUCAAGUAUGCGGGGUUUCAGGUGGCUUAUCUGAUAUGGGGUUUUAUGAUCAUCACAGUAUUACUGUUCUUCAUUUGUUUUGUCACGGGUGUAUUUAUUCUAUUCAUCAUCUACGACAACAUUGACUGGUUGCUGAAUAAAGUGCUCCAAAUCUGGCCAGGUAUCCUCGUAGCCAUAGCACUUAUUAUUGUACAGAAAGUCUUGGCCAGAUUUGUCUUUCUUCAAGGCGAUGGUCAACAUUUACGUCUGGAUAACAGACGUUUCUAUUUCAUCACCGCUUACUUUAUGUUCUUCUAUAACAUCUUUCUGGGUAUUGCUUCCUGCUUGUUGAGGAUUGUCCAGUCAAUAGCUGUUGGGAUUCUAUUCCUGGCUAGAUUGGACACUAGCCCAAUGCCAAGAAAAUUUGAAGGUUUUGAUCCAGGUUUCAGCGCCUAUACAGGCUACAUCCACAUGGAGAUGGCGCACACACAUCCAGUGGUUCUCGUGUUUAUACAACUGCUGUACACACUCAGUCGAGAAAGGAAGUCGCCUGGUUCGAUGACAAUGUCAAAGACUGAAUGUGGCAGUGAAGUCAAGUCUGGUGUGUCUGAAGAUAUUAAUCAUGUGGUAAUACCAAUGAAGAAAGUUGUGAGAAACCGAUCUGCCCAAUUCAACUGGCUUGUUAUCUAUACCCUCCUACAGAACCCAUCAGUAAGGAUGUACAGAAAAGGUUUUAUCCAGUCCAUGAGGAAGGCCGUCAAAGAAGGUCUCAAGAUACCGAUCAGUGACCAACCCAUCACUGACUUUGAUUUGGUCAAACUCCAAGAGGAGAAGGAGAGAGGAGACCAUGGUUCUUCACAUCAGACCAAUUCAUCCGAUUUCUGUAUAUCGAAUCUAAGAAUGGCGUCGCUUCAGAAUGUCUUAUGAUUAGCACCGUAGUUAGGUUUUGGUAUAGACCUGAUUUGAUUAGUUCACUCAACUCAAAGACACAACUCAGUUUUGGGGAUGCAAAUCAAUAAAGCUGUUAGGUAUAUAAAAGUGACACUUUAAAAUGAAGGACAUUCAGAAAAAUAUAAAUUCAAUACUGCUAACAGGAAGGGUCUUUGUUUUAAAACAAAGAAAGAUAACUUGUGCCGUUAUCAGUUACGCUGAAUGAAGAACACAAGAGCCCAAGGAACAAUUGUUGGACUAUCGCUCUGUGAUACAUGGAAGUUUGUAAAACAAUCAUCUGAACAUGUUAAAUGUCCCGUGUAGUAAAGAAAAUUGAAUGAAACUUCAUGACAUGGUUGCCUGUGAGUUUGUAGAUUGAAUAUGAUGGUGCAUGGUUGCCUGUGAGUUUGUAGAUUGAAUAUGAUGGUGCAUGGUUGCCUGUGAGUUUGUAGAUUGAAUAUGAUGGUGCAUGGUUGCCUGUGAGUUUGUAGAUUGCAUAUGAUGGUGCAUGGUUGCCUGUGAGGUUGUAGAUUGAAUAUGAUGGUGCAUGGUUGCCUGUGAGUUUGUAGAUUGAAUAUGAUGGUGCAUGGUUGCCUGUGAGGUUGUAGAUUGAAUAUGAUGGUGCAUGGUUGCCUGUGAGGUUGUAGAUUGAAUAUGAUGGU
Biomphalaria glabrata is the source of this 2642-nucleotide messenger RNA. Its product is annotated as stimulated by retinoic acid gene 6 protein-like. Gene Ontology annotation, molecular function: signaling receptor activity; retinol transmembrane transporter activity. The record is from RefSeq and is a predicted model, not a curated record. The coding region runs from base 10 to 1977 and encodes 655 amino acids. The transcript has 16 exons. Gene Ontology annotation, cellular component: plasma membrane. Gene Ontology annotation, biological process: vitamin A import into cell. NCBI's taxonomy places the organism in Eukaryota, Metazoa, Mollusca, Gastropoda, Planorbidae.